Messenger RNA from Gasterosteus aculeatus aculeatus (three-spined stickleback), 8323 nucleotides. RefSeq names its product gamma-aminobutyric acid type A receptor subunit beta4 (gene gabrb4). Gene Ontology annotation, molecular function: GABA-A receptor activity; extracellular ligand-gated monoatomic ion channel activity. Gene Ontology annotation, cellular component: membrane. Lineage: Eukaryota; Metazoa; Chordata; Actinopteri; Perciformes; Gasterosteidae. The record is from RefSeq and is a predicted model, not a curated record. Gene Ontology annotation, biological process: monoatomic ion transmembrane transport.
GGCGACAAAAAAAAAAGGGAAUGAAGAUUUCAAUUUUCUUUUUUUUCCUUUUUUUUUUAACCCACCGCUCCCCUUCAGCAGACCAGCGUUUCCAGCUGAAACAAAUAUUCUCCUAAACCAGCAUCAUCACGCUGUGGAAUAGUCUGGCGCCACCACAGCACCGCUGGAACCAUGCCUCUUCUGCAGAUUCGGACUGGGAAAUGUCAUCCGCCGAUUUGAUCAUCAAGGGGCUGCCGCUCGGUCAUUCAUGCCAGUGUUUGCUUUUUUAAAGGGAGGAAUACUUGUCGUCACUUUCAAAAGUAUUGUGUAUGCUGUUUUUUGAGCAAGAUGUCGGAUCUUCUGGUGUUGGUCGAGGGGCUCUGUGACCUGCACGGAUUUCCAUAGCCGGGAAAAACACAGCGGGGGGCCAAUUCCACGAUUUACAAAAAUAAAACAAGCCAAAAACAAUAACCCAAGAAGCCUAUUACAAGAACACAUCGCAUUUGUAGAUGUAGGGUAGUUUAUUCGACAUCUUCAAAAGACAAUCUCAUUUUUUUUAAUUGCCUAUUGUUACUUUGUGAAUUUUCUGGACGACCACUGGACUGGUUGGAUUAUAGAAACACAUAUAUAUUUAAGGAUUUGUUGAGAUGUUGGGACGUCAAGAAGAUAAAUUAUGUGGAAUUUUCUCUGCUCUGGCGGCUUUGUCCUUCUUCUUCUGCUUUGUUCAAAGCUCUUCCACUGGAAGCACCGGAAUGUCUGUGGCCAAGACCACCGUGGACAAGUUGCUGAAGGGAUAUGACAUCCGUUUGAGGCCAGAUUUUGGAGGUCCUCCUGUCGUCGUGGGAAUGAGCAUCAACAUAGCGAGCAUCGACUCCAUCUCAGAAGUUAAUAUGGACUACACCAUCACAAUGUAUUUCCAGCAGAGCUGGCGGGACAAGCGCUUGGCCUACAAUGAGCUGAAGUUAAACCUGACUCUGGACAACCGUGUAGCAGACCAGCUUUGGCUCCCUGACACCUACUUCCUUAAUGACAAGAAGUCCUUUCUACACGGUGUGACGGUAAAGAACCGUAUGAUUCGACUGCACCCAGAUGGCACUGUGUUAUACGGACUGAGAAUAACCACCACUGCUGCUUGCAUGAUGGACUUGAGGAGGUACCCUCUAGAUGAGCAGAACUGCACUCUGGAGAUUGAAAGCUAUGGAUAUACCACGGAUGACAUCGUGUUUUUCUGGCAAGGAGAAGACAGAGCAGUGACCGGCGUCGACAAGCUGGAGUUACCUCAGUUUUCCAUUGUAGACGUCCGUUUAGUGUCCAGGGAGGUGAAGUUCGCCACAGGUUCAUAUCCAAGGCUUUCGCUGAGUUUCAGGAUUAAGAGGAACAUUGGAUAUUUCAUCCUGCAGACAUACAUGCCCUCCAUCUUGAUCACCAUCCUCUCCUGGGUCUCCUUUUGGAUCAAUUAUGAUGCCUCUGCAGCUCGUGUGGCCCUGGGUGUGACAACGGUGCUUACCAUGACUACAAUUAACACCCACCUUAGGGAGACUCUCCCAAAGAUUCCGUAUGUGAAAGCCAUCGACGUCUACCUCAUGGGCUGUUUUGUGUUUGUGUUCCUGGCCCUGCUCGAAUAUGCCUUUGUAAAUUACGUGUUCUUUGGCCGGGGCCCUGCGCAACAGAAGAAAAUCAAUGAGAGGCUGAACAAAACCAACAACGAGCGCACAAGAUACGAAGAGAAGCGCCUGAGGGAACAGGACUCCAUUUCCGCGCCGUAUCAAACCAACACCUUCAGGUCAUUUACACAGCGAAGAAAUCUGUAUCUCGAGGAACAAAGAAAAGUUGGGGUGGAUGCUUAUGGAAACAUCCUCCUCACCACACUGGAGAUGAACAACGAAGUGAUGCCUUCUGAUGUGGGAAGCAGCGUCAGUGACUCUCGGAAUUCCGUCAUGUCCUUCGACAGCUCCGGGGUCCAAUUCAGGAAGCCCAUGGCUCCCCGCGAUGGCUUCAGCCACCACUCGCUGGACCGCAGCGCCAUGCGGAGCCGGGCCAACUGUCGGCUACGACGACGCUCCUCCAAGCUCAAGUUGAAAAUCCCAAACCUGUCAGAUGUUAGCACCAUUGACAAGUGGUCCAGGGUCAUUUUCCCUAUCACCUUUGGAUUUUUCAACCUAAUCUACUGGUUGUACUAUGUGAAUUGAUGUGCAUCCCACUAGGAAUCAUGGGCCAUAUUUUGAGAGCACAUUAAUUUGGCUUUGAUACAGUUCCAAAAUAUGUAUAAACAUAUACAAGUUGAACAUAUGUAUAUGCAUAUUUAUAUAUAUUAUAUUUAUAUAUACACCUGUCAAAUCUGAAGGACCUUUCUGCUGUACAAAGUAUUAAUAGGAUGACUUGAAUGUUUAAGAAGAAUUGUGGGAGAAGACUUUCAAUGCUUUUGAGUUUUUUUUUCCUCCUGAAAGAAACAAAGAAACAAACAACAAACAAACACAAAAUCCCACCUGGGGGUUUCGGAACUAAAGACUGCAUGAUAUUUUUGCUAAAAGUGGAAGUUGAAGCUCCUGAGAGAGAAAAAAAAAAUAUGUCUCAGAGUCCCAUUGACUUUUUAGUGAUACUUAUUGUGAUCAAAAAAUUCCUCUACUGCAGCUCAUGAGAAAUCAGCGGUGGCUCGUCUGUUCAGGCAUCAGCUGAGGGAGACCCUUGACACCCGCAGCCGCCCUCACCAAAACCCCGUCCCCCGACCCACGACCCCCACCCAUCGCCCUUGGACAACAUGCACGGAGAACAUCCGGUUCUACUACUGUACAGCAACCUUGUUUGGAUUAUGUGUCGUACCUUGGGUUUUUUGCAGUGGUAUCGUUCUCUUUAUCAGACACCAGCGCGCUGGCCUGAUGGGCUCCACUAGAGGCUCGCGUGGAUGGGAUGUUUGAACCGCAGCAUUCCCGCCCAGUGUCAACGCAAACUUGUGUUCCUUUCUCUUCUCACGUUAUUUUUAGAAAACAUGUCCUUGGUGGUGGGGGGAGGGGGUAGGGGGGGAUGAGGGUAUUUUUCAUUAUGGUUAAAAACAAGUGCUGAUUAUUGUAGAUAUGAUUUUGUCUUGAAAAAUACUGUGAUUUCAGAGAGUAUGGGAACGUGUUCUAGAGCUAGGGGCAUUAUGAGAUAAAAGAGUCAGAAGUAUGCAUUUCUCAUUUUGAUUGUGUGAAAAAAAACAUACUCUAUACAUUUUAUCAUUGAAUAUUUUCAUGAAAGUAUACUUGUAAUGUUUAUUUCCUCCUAUUGAUGGAUUCUCACGCUCUUUAGACGCAGCGUUCAUUGACGUCAUAUUCCGCUUUGUGUUUGCUGAACGGAAACGGGAGGAGUGCUUCUGUGACUUGUUUGAGAUUAUUCCACAGCAAAAUUGUGAGGUCAUGUAUUUAUAUUCAAAAGAGUCAACAUAUCAGCCCGCGGUUUGACCAGUUGUCAUUCAGUAUUCAGUAUUUAUUUGUAUGUUAGUUGAGCAUUUGUGGUGGAGUCGCAGUUUGUAAAGGCAAGAUUAUUUGAUUGUGAUGUUAAUGGGCAGCCCGGGCGGAAGGAUACAACAUUUCACAACUUUAACUCGAUCACUGCCAUCACGCUUAACCCAGACGAUCAGAAACAUACGCAUAAUCGGGAAUGAUGCACGAUUCUUGGCAGAAAAUCUGGCCUUUAAACCAUCUGCAUUACUGUUUGGUUUUGCUUUCAAACACAGAAAUUUACACAACAUCUCCAAUGCUCAAGUUGGAAGGAGAGGGGGAAGAGGGAGUAUUAUAGGAUAUUGAAUUUUUGGGGGGACAUUAGACGGAUGUAUGUUUUUUGGUUGGAAUGAAAGUUAAUGAACUCGGGAAGAAUUCAGACCAUUAGACAACUGAGGCAGAUGGACGGUAGACAUUAAAAGGGGAGGAAACACAUUUGAACAAAUCCUCCCGUGCCUGUUUAGCUUCAGCUGUAGUGGAGAUCAGCGUCUUGUGUCAUUUUCACUUCCGGCACAAACAGACUCUGCUGGGAGCAGCAGGCUCUAAACAACCAAAUCUACCAUUGGGUCUCACAGUGAUUCAUUAGAAUACACAGAGCAGAGUGGGCUCUUGGAAACACAAAGAGAAAAGAGAGGGGCUCCUGAGUAAUCCAUAUGUCACCAAAAAAAAUUAGUUUAGUACUUAUUUUUGUUUAAAUUCAUUGCAUAGCCAUAAUAGUGUUGAAGCUAAAGCAAGAGAAAAGAAUCCCCUUAAAAAAAGGUUAUCCAUAGAAAUAUAAUAACAUUAUAGUCAAAUUAAAUGAGAGUAACAGAAGGACAUACUGAAGUGAGUGUUAUGUUUUUGUCUGCAGCUGAACAAUCUGUCAUUUGUCUCUCAGUCAACUGUGAGGUCCAAAGGAUUUCAUGACCAAAACAUAGUGAAAAGUCUUGAAUGUGAAAAAAGACUAUUUGUUGUUUUUUAUGACCAAGCUGAAAAUAUGUCCACGAGUGCCACAACGAACAAAAAAGUAGCUUCUAUUCUAUUAUAUUGAGAUGGUGGCGGGUAAGAGUAGCGGCUGAAAUGGUGGCCUUUGUGCACAAAUUCAGAGUUCUUCAAAAUGUUGGGAGUCAAGAUUGAAAUGCAACAAAUCUUGAACACGGUAGCAUCAUUUGUUAAAGCGCGUGUGUCACGCUAGUAGCCCCGUAUGUAGCCUUGAGGCGCUAGGCUCAUGCACAGCUGAGAAGUGGUCUGUUAAACUCACUUUUUUCAAACUCUACACGCGGACUCAAGUGACAUCACUUGUUUAGCAGACUUCACACAGCUCUUUCUGAAGCCACAAAAGGCCUCAUACUGCUUUCUUUCCUCCACAUAUGCAGUAGUUUUCCCCAAAAUCUGUAAACAGAGCUUGGUGUGUGAAAGAUAGAGAUAUGCAAACUCAAUACAAGAUAUAAUUCUCUUCGGGCAAAUUGGGUUUUGUAAUGUGCAAAAGAGCAGAUCUUUAUUGCGUUCCCACGGUUUAUGUUACACUACCGUUUGGAAUCUGAAAUUCUAAAUCUCAGGCCCAGGUGGCAUUCAGCCUCUUUUGAGGUGGUGAUUGCCUGGGUGUACAUUCAAACUUUCAGGCAAUCUUGUUCUUUAAAAUAACAAACAAAGGAAGCCGCUAAUAGCUAGUGGAUAAUGAAUGCAAGUUCAUUCUAAUAACACCCUUUAACAAAUUUGUUUUCGUCCAGGACUGCACAGUAACAGCUUGACUAACUGUAAUGAGGCAAUGUGAUGGAUCUUUACAAAGAGCAGAGUCGGGGUGUGAAGCCAUGGGCCAUACAGUUUUGUUCCAGUGCACAAAAACCACAUAUUUAUAGAAAUACGGGGCUUAGAGGGAACCGUAAGUGUUAUUUAAAACAAAACAAUCGAACAUUGAAAGAAGCCAAUCCAUCAACUAUGUGCUUGCUCUUACAUUUUGUAACGCAAACUAACACGUAGAGUAUAAAAAUCUCAUUCAGGUUGGUUUAUCCCCAGAAAUGAAUAUACAAUUUGUUUUUCUUAAUAUAGCUGAUGCAUAUCUUUAGUGCACUCCAUACCCACAUAGUGGAGAAACUACACAGCCCUUUGCAUGCAUGCAAAAUAUACUCACCACUCAUUUCACCGAACACGAAAUCAGCACAUUCACCCUAAAAGCUGUGAGGAUUUUCUGUCAUAUGCUUUUACGUUAGGAUACUAGCUUAUACAAGAGAGAAGAAGGAUUUCUUUUGACACAUAUGUUCAAGGAGCAAAGGAGGAGAAAAAAAAAGUGUUGAACUGAUUUCAAUGUGAAUUUUCUUGCCUCUAGUGUAUAUGUGUAAUUACAUGUGAAUUGUACUGUAAAUAUGAUAUCUUUCACUUAAUAGUUCUUAAUGCAUGAACAAAAACAUGGCAGUUCGUAAUACCAGCUAGCCUCACUGCUAAUGGCAUGGACAGCUUCUCUAGCAUUGGCAUACUUCUGCAAACAAAACCUAAAAAAUGAAACACAAGAAAUACAUGGUGUCAACAAAAUAAUGGAGAAAUCAAUGCAAAGUCCUCUCACAGGGAAGGAGUUUCUGGCGGCUCUGAGCUUAUAUUGGCCCACCUAGUCCCUCAAGAACAAGGCUAACGCUAAUGCUGCUGGAAACUACUGGAAAUUACAGUAAGCCUUGGUUCUCUGUCAGCAAAUCGGAUGGUGCCAUCUUGAAUGAAAUUCUCUCAUUGGGCUUUUCCCAUUUACAAAAUAGAAUCUAGGAUUUGUGGCAGAUUGCAGAGCGGUAUACCUGCAGCGUUUGCCUCAGCCGUUAACAAACAAUCAAUAACAAUAUUAAGGGCGUGAUCGGCUAGCUGGCUUAUAGAGGCUAGAGGAGCAGGAUAGCCUUAAGAAGGCGAGUGGUGUGCUCUGUCCUGUUCCUCAAUAAGACAGUCGUAUGUGCCCAUGAGCAAGGCACUUAGUCAAUUGCCCCAGUGCAGCUGCUCAAUUGCUAAGAACAGAAGUUUGUUCCCGUGGAGGUAAAUUAUCUUUACCUACAGUAUGUGAGGCAAUCCAUGGGACGUUGUCCCCCAGAUUAAUGCAACUAGUUAAAAAUGUUCCACAAAUGCCCCUUGGUUUCUGUUGAAGUAGCCAGAUAAUGUUGUGUGAUAAAACUUCUCAUCAGUUUUACAAGCCGGGAUCAAAAAUGGUAAAAAGUAAUGAAUUACGUCUUUUUUUGUUGACCCGUCUUCAUGUUAGGCCUUUUCAUCUGGGAUUACACCACUCCCCAAUAAAAAAUGUGCAUGAGGAGUUAUGAAUACCACUGAGGCUAAAUGAGUGGACCACAAACAUACAAGAAAAUUUCAUCCACCAAGCACCAGAACGUGGCUGACAGACUCCUCCAUGUUGGAAGAGCUUUUGCUGGUGCAUUCAUUAUUUUGUAUGUACUGUACCUUGUAGGUUUUGUUUUGCAUGACCUGAGUUUUGAAAGGUUUAUUUUAAUAUAUUUCUACUCCACGCCAUCCGAUUCAUCUUCACAGCCAGGAAAAGAAAGAUCCAGUGUUUACAUGCUCAAAUUGCACUUGUUUUACAGCCAGCUUUUCAAAUCUUGUGAUCAAACUGUUUGUAAGACUGGAAGAAAAAUGUAAACGUGUAGAAUUUACAUGGAGUGAUUCGUGUCAAUCAUGAAUAUGCAUCUCUAUACAGUGUAUUUACUGUAAAUCACACAAAUUGGAAUACAUGCACCAAGUGCAUGCUGUAGAUUUAUAAGGUUCAGCAUAAGCAUUAACAUCAAUUGCCCUUCAACUACAAAGGAUGUAAAGGAUGCUCAUCAGUAGCAUCUGAACGUAAGCCAUGUGAUUGCACACUGAGUGAGUGUUCCCUGUGUAUUCUCUUCAAUAAGUUGCCUCUAGUUAUGGUCUGUUGUUGAUUACUGUAUGAUGAUGCCAGCAAGAAGCUGUCCUGAUUCCCAGUGACACAUCAGUUUACCUCCCUCCUUGAAAAUAAUACAAGGGAGACUAACUCAUCUUUGACCAGUGAGUAAGAAAGAUUUUCCAACACUUUAUAAAAAAAUGGCAAUGAGAAGAAAGAAACCCACAAGACCAACAGUCCGUUUUUUUUCAAAAUGAAUUGGUAAAUGAUUGGGUUCAUUUUUUGUGUUCACUUCUGAUUUAUUGUAUUUGUUGCAUUUGUUAUGGAUUGUUAUACUUACUGUUGUUGUUUUAUCAUAAGAAGGAAAUUCAUUUUUAUCUGGCACUGGAAGAAAAAUGCAUUUGGUUUUUGUACUGUAAUAGUUUUGUUCACAUUGGGCGCUUAUUUGAUUCAGUUGUUUAAUAAGGUGUAUGAUUUCAUUUGGAGUAUCAGUACUCAUGGAAUCAACAUUUGUGUAGUAUGAAGUUGUAUUUUUUUGUCAGUGCAAAUUAAUGUUAUAGUGUCAAUCAGCUUUUCUAGGUGUUUGAACAAAAUGUGUUUUUUACAAAUACAAAGUGUUCAAGUAUGUGGUAUAAAAAGGGUUAUCAUUCAAACAACAGACUUUUUACAAAUAAAGGCUUAUACAGUAAAGGAAAAUUAAUGUCUUUUCAUUUGCCCUUUGAGGACUAAUAUACUACACUGUUUCAUUUGAUGGCUUAUUCAUUUAUUUUCAGAUAUUAGUCCACAAAAGGUAAAUAGGAUACAAUGUUGCAAAUUAAGAAGACUAAAUCAGGUAUUUGCCGUUGCCAUGCCAGGUUGUUGUCAGAGCGUUUACCUCUUAGUUGGUGUCUUGCUUUUGAUAGGAGCUUUGGACACAAAUACAGUCCAAACACAAAAAUUUAAUAAAAAAUCAACAUUAUCUUAUCCUUUAAUUUGAUUAAACAUUGCGCUUUAAUGAGAAUAUACCUCCUUUCAUACCCUAUUUCCUGAAUAAAGACACAAAGUGACA